Messenger RNA from Caenorhabditis elegans, 1195 nucleotides. It is a transcript of the gene F35D2.2, whose product is annotated as Conserved secreted protein. Lineage: Eukaryota; Metazoa; Nematoda; Chromadorea; Rhabditida; Rhabditidae. The record is from RefSeq and is marked reviewed.
UUUUUCUCAUGAUCUUGAGAUUUUCCAUUUUCCUCCUUUCCGUUUCUACAUGCCUAAUUUUUGCUGGACGUAUUGAUUUACAAAAUCGUGGAGGAGAUGAUUCUGAGGAAGAUGAGAUCGAUGAGCAGUUCACUGACAAAAAAUCAAAAUCCAUGUAUGAGUUUCUUUAUAAACGAUUGAAUCAAGAAGUUGUGCCGAAGAAAAGGUUAACGCCGGCAGUCUAUACAAUUCCUGGUCCACAAGAACCACUUCCUGGUAGAUCCCACUCUGGAGACUAUUGGCCAGUAUUUCCAUUUCAAAAUCAAUAUUCUGGAGGUCUUGAUUUGGAUCCUUCGAUUUCUCGUCAUAUUGGAGGAGAUUUAAAUAUUGCCGUACCAUCUUGGGGAGUUCUAGAUAUUUAUGGCCGUUUCUUUAAUAGAAUUCACGAUACAACUUCUAAAUUCGGCUAUGUAAAUCAUCCAGUGAAUAUGAUGGACUUAGAGAAGGAAGACUUUGUGACACUCAUGAGUGAUCCAGCAGUACAAGCAAAUAGAAAUGCCCAUCCAACACUUCCACUUGGAAAGUUUGCAAAAACAUAUGUUCCACUCAAUUGUAAGCCUCCAUUAUGCAAUCCAUAUCAAAUGAACUUCGGACUUGGUGUUGAGCAUGAUUGGGGAGGCUCUGAUGGAGUUGAAGGAGAUAUUGAUGUUCCAAUUCCCAUUUCUAAAGGAAUGGCUUACAGAAUGCCAUUCUCUGGAAAAGUUUACUACAAUCGUGAAAAUGUCACAGUUACAUAUGGUCAAAAUCUGGGUCCUAUCGAGCCAUAUUCCAGUUUGUUCGAUUAUCAAAAACACAGAGAUCCUGCAUUGCGUAUCCCUAGAAGGUGGACAAGAAGUGUUCAAGAACCGGUUGAAAUACAAAAGCCGAUGAUGAGAAUGAGAAAUAUGGUUGUACCAGGAAUGGCAUAUAUGCCUUAUAUGAAUUCAGUUUCUCUAUACCCAUAUAUUUCGAAAAUGCCUGAGCAAUGGCUUCAGCCUGAUCCAUAUUAUUCAACAAAGGAUAUUUACCAACAAAUAUUUUUAUCUCAACAACUGUACGGUGGUUCAGUCAAAAGACGACGGAAGUAUAGAAUUAUUCCUAAUUAUCAUUUUGUGUAUUUUUAAUGAAUUUGAAUCGACUUUCUAAUAAUUGAAACCUAAUAAAUGAACGGAUGAAC